AGACAAAAUCAGCGCAAUCCACAGUUAUAUAAAGUACAAGGCAUCGAUUCAAAAUUACCAAGUUGUCACCACGUUGUACGGACGCUUGCUGUUUUUGCUACAAUAUACGAGCGAUAUUAGCACCAGUUACCAGUCUCCAAUGGCUCUAAGGUUAGCGUCCAUAGCCCUGGGCUUGCUGCACGUAGCAGCGGCCCUGCCAGCCCUCACACUUGAAGAUAUGGAGAUGGCUGACGACACUAUGUCUGUCGGAUCCUACAUACGGGAAACCAGGGCAGCUGCGCCAGAAGACUACCACAGAUCUUACGAAAAUGAGGGCGACGGUGAAAUAGGCUACUCCAGGAAGAAGUCAGGAGGCGGCAAGAAAGGCUAUCAGCACUUCAACUCCUACCAUAAGAAGGCUGGAGAUAACUAUGAGUUCGAGAAACAAGAUUCCUUCGGCCACGACGAAGAGAAGCAAGACGGAGCGCACAGCCACAACCACGAGAGAAGAGCCGAAAGAUAUCGUGAACCAGAGCCCGAAGACUUAGAUGAGAAUGAGAGGCAGCCGGCUGAGAAACAAGAGAAGGAAAUAGACCAUGAAGAAAUUAAAGAGGGCGACAGUGAUGGCAACGGAGGCGUAGAAGCGAAGGGCCAUGACCCUGCUGAUUAUAUUUUACCUGAAAAAUACACGUACGGCAGUGGCGAAGAAUACAAUUUCUAAACAAACUAUAAAUCUAGGAAUGAUAAUUAUUCUAGACUGAUAGAUUGUAACUACAAACGUUUUUUAGAAAAAAAAAAUAUUCCCGCCAGAUUUUAAAUCGUAGAACGGGGUAAGCGCCAUCUCUCGUACGGUAUAAUUAACAACAGUUAUAGAAUAUUUUUAAUGUGUAAAGUAUUAUUUUGUAACUCUAAUUAUAAGAAAAAAAUAAUUAAAUAAA
Molecule: messenger RNA, 917 nt
Organism: Manduca sexta (tobacco hornworm)
Lineage: Eukaryota; Metazoa; Arthropoda; Insecta; Lepidoptera; Sphingidae
Exons: 5
Coding region: 140-700 (186 amino acids)
Source: RefSeq, a predicted model, not a curated record